AUGGCAGAACAUGGCGGACAUGGCAGAACUAAGGACACCGCUUGUUUUCUGCACAAGCGCCCUGUACGCUCCGUCAACUUUAGCUCCAGUGGCCAGCUGCUGUGCACAUCCUCAGAGGAUGGGACAGCGCGGGUCUACGAACUGGAGACAGGACGCAUGGUCAAGGAGGUUGACCAUGGGACCACGAUCUGGUGGUCCGAUUUUAGCCGCGAUGGGUCGAUGCUGUGCACAGCCUCGGACGAUCGAUCUGUGAGAGUCUAUGACUGCAAGACUUGGAAGCUUCUGGAGAUGUUUGGGCAUGGGCUGCCCGCGAAAUGCGCGAGCUUCAGUCCAGAUGGCCAGUUCGUCGCGACGGCUUCGGGUGAUGCUUUCGCAAGGAUCUUCGAUUUGGAGGAAGGGGAAGAGGUGGCCAAGUUGAAGCAUGACAGCUGGGUCAUCUCUGUCCGCUACAGUCCGGAUGGGACACUGCUGGCGACAGGCUCAGCAGACAAGUGCAUCCGGACCUUUGACGUGACGUCCCGUGAUGCCAAGCUCGUUUCCAAGCGGAAAUUCACCGGCCUUGUGACUUGCGUGGACUUCAGCCCAGAUUCCAGGUUCAUUUGCGUGACCACGACUCGCACAGAGGAUCAGACGCAGAUUGUCGAGGUUGCGAGUGGGCGGCAGGAGAUGGCCAUUGAGCAAGAUGCUCUGACUGUCUCUGCCAGGUUUUCUCCUGACGGUGACAGGGUCUGUGCAGUGUCAUCUGAUCAUGCUCGGGUCUUCAAUGCUCGCUCGGGCGAAAUUAUCUGCUGCUUCGAGCAUGGAGUUCACGUGAAUUACGCGGCGAUGCGUGCGGAUGGCCUGCUUUGCACGGCUGCGACGGAUGGUGCAGUGCGCUUCUUCGCUGUCGGUGACGGGCAUGCAGGACACCAUGUGAGUGAGCGGAUCAAUUCCCAGAUAGAGUAG
Symbiodinium natans is the source of this 945-nucleotide messenger RNA. Lineage: Eukaryota; Dinophyceae; Suessiales; Symbiodiniaceae. The record is from the annotation of a GenBank genome assembly.